Messenger RNA from Serendipita indica DSM 11827, 1596 nucleotides. The record is from the annotation of a GenBank genome assembly. NCBI's taxonomy places the organism in Eukaryota, Fungi, Basidiomycota, Agaricomycetes, Sebacinales, Serendipitaceae.
AUGUCGACAUACGGCCUGCUCAUGGCUGCCCCUCCUGCUCAUUUUACCCAUCCUAGACUCCAAAUCCGCACUGCCCACGACGCCCACCGCGUCUUCGAGGCUGUCCGUCGUGGUCUCCUCCCGCUCAUUCGACGUCGUCUCUCCCCCUCUGAACGUGAUCUCCUUUCGUCCGGCCAAGUUUUCGUCUGGGAAGAGGCUCCCACUGGCUCUGCCGCCGGCGACGAGACGAGCCAGACAACCUCGGGCCUCGAGAGGUGGACAGACGGUCGAAGAUGGUCCCAGAGUAGGAUGCGGGAGCCCUUUCUCUUCUACGAGGAAAAAGUACAAACGACGCCUGAAGAAAAGCAGGCAAAAGCAGAUCGACGAGCACGAAAAGCCUCGUCUACGUCCGACUCGCAAGCUGCCCUCGCCACUCUACAGCCCGUCCGUCGUCAGGAUCGUCCGACGAAACCAGACGGACUGACGAAGCAGACCUAUUCGUCCUAUGUCUACUUUCCAUCAACAUCUCCUACCACGGGUAGUCCCACCACGCCUCCUCAACCACGCAAAUGGCAUUGCGUCGCCUACUUUUCUGCCGCAGACUGGAACAUACUACCUGGUAUCGAGGCGUAUCCAGAGCUCAACUCGAUCAUCGUUCCAGACGGCGUUUAUGUGAGCACCAAAGGGACAGGCAAGACCGGUGCACCUCCGCCAUCUGCACUCGCCUCGUCGUCUACAACCUCGAAUCCGAAUGCCAAUGUUUUCCCGCCCAUCGCCUCCUCGCCUGUAUCCUACUAUGAUGGUAAUUGCGGCGUUGGACCCAUUCGACGUCCGCAUAGUCGAGGCGAACACAGUCUCAGCCCCUAUCCCACCAGCGGUGCUUCUCCUUCGCCUUGCUCUACUACAUCCACCUCUUCUUCUGCAUCUGCCUUUGGCUCCCCUUCGUCUGUCACACCCAAGGGUAGGGCGAACAGCUUUGGAGAGGGACGAUAUCGCUCACCGUCGACAUCGUCUUAUUCGCCCAGGACAUCAUACGAGGCUCGACCUUCCUUUGGAUCUCUUCCUCCGCCACCCGCGCGUUCGUCCUCGUAUUCCCACACCUAUUCGUCCACUUCGACGACUCCUGGUGCUUCAAUGGCUGCGGCCGUAGCGGGUGUAUACGGGUCUCAUAAUUCCCUUUUACAGCACCACCAACACUCGUCGUCUACCUCGUCCUCCUCUGCAUCCACAUCUUCUCCGCCUACACCGGGCUUUGGCGCGCCCAUCCCAUCCCCUAAUGGAUUUAGGCGAAGUUUGGACGGUGACGAAGAAAGGAGAAGAAGCAAGAGGGAUGAUGUGGAUACGGUCAUGUACGAUGCACCGACACUUCGUACGCCGACAAAGGAGUUUCCGAGUCGGACGAGGAGUGCCAGUCGGACGGGCGAGUACUUCUCCACCAGUCAACCAAAUCCACCUCCUUCUGUUCAGCCAUCCGAAUCUACUCCCAGCAGUAGUGGAACGACACCGGGUGGAACUGUCCUUCCUUCUCUCCCGAGCCUACUAGGCCAAAAUUGGCAGACGAGCGGCCGGUCGCGUGAAGAUUCGCGGGCCCUGGGCGCAUUCAGACUCGCGCUAUGA